AUGAUUCAGUGCUUUAGCACGGAGCAUGAUUUGGUUUCUGGUGGAAUGGCAGUUGUGGAGCAUCGCCGUGCCGGGCAGGGUGCACUGCUCUUUCUUAUUCUGUUUACGGGUUGUGACAUGCACCAGGCAGAUGUAUUGGUUGCUGUACAGGCCCAUGGUGUCGUCGCGCAUGUUGAGCCAUGUGAAGGAUUGCGUUCUUUGGCGCUCUGCGUUGAUGUGGACAGUAAGCUUCGCUACAUAGUGGUGGGCCCGCUGCCGACAUCGAAAAUAGUGGAUGCAUGCUUCUGUGAUUGCCACAGCGAAAGCAGUGGGCGGCUGACAUCUGGCCCUUUGGGUGGGCUGUCUCGCUGUCCACUCGGGCAGCGGGCCUCCAUCCGCUUGGAAUGGGCUCAAGUGUGCAACGUCAGUGAUCAUCUCCACGGAAUUGCGACAGGGAGCUGCGGUGGCGGUAGUGUGGAGAUCCCCGUUGGGCUCCUACGAGACGCGGUGCUGAAAGUGCUGCCCGUGCAACGCCCACACCUGCUGGAGUUCCUGAGCGGUAUCCGUCAAGAUAUGCUGAAAUGGGCGAAUCAUCCAAAGGUGCUUGAAGUGUUGGCUGUGCCUUCACUAGGCCUUGUUGUGCACUUUCUCUCGGGUCCCUUACCCUUUGUCAUUGUGUCAGUGCCAGCAGAUGCAGUCGCCCGCGGUGACGUUGAUGCAGCUCAUCAUAAACCUGUUGUAAAGGGAGUGGCAUUGUUGCUGUGCUCCGAGAAGCUCUCGUGCUGA
Messenger RNA from Trypanosoma grayi, 765 nucleotides. RefSeq lists its product as hypothetical. The record is from RefSeq and is a predicted model, not a curated record. The transcript has a single exon. Bases 1 to 765 code for a protein of 254 amino acids. Lineage: Eukaryota; Euglenozoa; Kinetoplastea; Trypanosomatida; Trypanosomatidae.